Messenger RNA from Pseudoliparis swirei, 3018 nucleotides. RefSeq names its product cell division cycle-associated protein 7-like. The record is from RefSeq and is a predicted model, not a curated record. Lineage: Eukaryota; Metazoa; Chordata; Actinopteri; Perciformes; Liparidae. Gene Ontology annotation, cellular component: nucleus. Bases 1770 to 2915 code for a protein of 381 amino acids. The transcript has 7 exons. Gene Ontology annotation, biological process: regulation of DNA-templated transcription.
CAAAAAGCUGCUGAUCACAUCAUCUGUUGUCCUCAAGUGCUUCCUACAUGCUAUUUGAUGCAGGUAAUAUGACCCACUAAAGAGUGGCUUUUUUCUAGGAUCAAUUUAUCUGCAGUUACAAGGUAUAUUACACCUAAAGCCUUUUUUGACAUAUUCAGCAUUGAGUAUAGGCAAAACCAAGACUCCAAAGAGGUACACGUUCAGAAAUACAAUUUAUCUGCUAGAUUCAUUGCAAGUUUACUCACCCACAGCCAAAGUCAGCCACCUCUGCUGCAUGAUCAUCGUCACUUUGAGCAAGCAGGGAGGACGUUUUUAUCAGUCCUGGGAAUGUGAGAGGAGUUUCCCACAUCACUCCCACUGCCACACAUCUGCAUGUACAAUGAGCCUGCCAUAUGGGGCUGUGGGAAUACAGGACAAUUGUCAACAUAAUUAUCUACCACUGUUAAAAAAAUAUCAUCUGCUCUCUCCAGUGGGGUGUUGUCGUUCAGUGCCCUCAGUUCUGUAUCCCACAGGAAAACUCAAACAUGUUUUAUACAAAUCCACAAGGGCCACAUAAAGAGGCACUUUAACUCGGUUACAACAGCCAGUGAUUGUGUUGUUACUUUUUCAUGCCCCCCAACAAUAUGUGCCCAGUUAUAAAGUGAAAUAGAACUGGAUGACUUGAAUAUUAGGAAGAAAAUAAUAGCAACAACACUCACUUUUGUGUAAAAAGAAGGAAACAAAGAAAAGACAUUAUAUGCCAAAAUAUGGAUAUAUGAAAUAAAAAUUAUGAGAAAACAGAUGUGACUUUUUACAAUAAAAACAUAACUGUCAAAAUGGUGGGAGGCCUACAGUCAACCUUUUUUAUGAACAAUACUUUGGUUCACUACUGAUGUGUAGGAAACAUAUCUAGAAAUUCUGCAUUCACUUCCCAAAUAAUGAGUUACUUCCCAUAUCAUUAUUUCCAGAGAAACGUUUAGUGACGUUGAAGGCUAAUACAACAUAGCUUCGUGGGUCUAUUAGCCUUAAAGGCACAUGUGUGCGUGCUUGGAUGGCGCCAUCUUGACGAACGACAUUAUCGUAAACAUUAAAGCUCACCUCAAAGUACAUUUAAAAGUUACCGCUAACUGUGGGACUACUUUUUUGGUGUCUUGAAAGGCUGCAUGUUUUGGCACACAGGUAACCCCUUGAGGGCGGAGUUUAUACUUAACAUGAUUCGAGGCUCGUUCUGUGCAUUCGUGCUGUCCUGAACUACAAAACACGCACACUGAAUUGUCAAUCAGAUUAAUUGGACAGGUAACGUUUCCUCCGCGCGGGCGGGCCUAGCUAGUGCGUCCCUGUCACCAAGAAUAAAAUGGUACAAAACAACUUUACGUCACGCAAUAAUCACGUUAAGUGCGCCCCACACAUAUUUUUAAAGUAUUUUUUUAGGAUAAGCGUUUUGCUGUGGCUCUCUUUAAGGCAGGGGUUUUAGGAAUGGACGCCGUCACCAAAAGGCUCACGUUAGCCGAUGUUUUUGUGGAUGACUCUGAAAACGAGCGAACAUUUUAUGGCUUUUCUGACAGUGAGAUCAGCGACCACUGCGAUAAGGUGAGUGCUUUUAAAUGCAGGCCUGUUUAUUGUCCAUAUCCAGCAUCGAAUUGGAAAAAUAAACAAACCUACGAUCUGGAUGAAGCACUUGAUUUGGUUGUUUUGUACUGAUGUGUCAUACUUGAACGUAGCUGACUUGUGAUUUUUAUAUUUUGCUCUAAUAGGAGGUUUAAGUCUUUUUAUUUUAUUUACUAAAUGUCAUGGAUUUUUACUGUAGGCCUGCUUGGAAACUAAGGUGUAAGAACGAGAAAUCACUUUCUUGUGUUAAUCAGAAUUCAAAUGUAGAAGAUGAAGGUGAAGCCAUGCAGCCUGACCUUUGUGCCAGGGAGCCGGAAGCAAUGUCUAAACCAUCUUCUAGUGCCCAAACCUUCAGGCUGAGGGUGGUUCUCCGCUCCACUUCCUCUACCCAGCAGUCUUCUGAUGAGGAGGAAGAUAAAGAGGAAAAGAGGAGGGAAAAGAGAGUUGUGAAGUGGGCCGGAAAGACCAGCCAGGCAAAGAAGAAGAGACGUGGUAAAUCUGAAGAUGAAGAGGUCGCGGUGCCCCGGCCAUCUCCUUCCAAAGAGUGUGGAUCCGAUUCAGAGGAAGAUGUUCCUGCUUCUUUUCUGGUCAAGAGAGAACAGAACAUCAAGGCCAACAAAGCGAUGUUGGCUCAGCUAAUGGCUGACCUGCAGAACAUGCCAGGAGGUGCAGGGAUUCUGAAAAAACAUGCAGGCAAAGAGAAGACGAAAGACAGAAGUUCUCGUCCACCCCGCUCUGGUGCAGCCGACGAAGAGUCCAGGAAGAACCCGGAGCGGGCGUCUCGCAGACAAACUCGCUCAAUGGGUGGAAGAGGCCAUCCCUCAGCCCCGAAGGAGGAAGACCUGGAGCUCAGCUUGGAGGAACUGCUGGAGGUACGCAGAUCCCCACAGCGCCGUGGCACCCCACGGCCCAAGCAGUGCAAACCACAUUUUGUCCGUCCCGUGGAGGACAUCACAGAGGACGAGAUUCAGCUGGUUGCAGACAACAUGACGGAGAAAGUCUAUGACAGACUUACAGGCUCCACAUGUCAUCAGUGCCGUCAGAAAACGGUCGACACAAAGACGUGCUGCCGCAGUGAGGACUGUCGAGGGAUUCUGGGUCAGUUCUGCGGACCGUGUUUGAGGAACCGAUAUGGAGAGGAAGUCAAGAAGGCGCUGCUUGAUCCGGAGUGGACGUGUCCUCCCUGUCGUGGUAUUUGCAACUGCAGCUUCUGCCGCCAGCGUGAAGGCCGCUGCCCGACUGGCAUCCUGUUCCCCCUCGCUCAGUACCACGGCUUCUCUGACGUCCACUCCUACCUCAGCAGGUGGGGAACUACAUCGCCUGCUUAAUGCCUCACAUGGCGUUCUCAUAAGGGGCAGGUACAGGCUUCCCUGCGGUUACGUCGUCCUUGAGGUGGUGGACUUAUAUCACCAUCAUCCAUCACUGCGCCAU